Messenger RNA from Anguilla anguilla (European eel), 15674 nucleotides. RefSeq names its product HECT and RLD domain containing E3 ubiquitin protein ligase 2 (gene herc2). NCBI's taxonomy places the organism in Eukaryota, Metazoa, Chordata, Actinopteri, Anguilliformes, Anguillidae. The transcript is spliced from 95 exons. Gene Ontology annotation, biological process: protein ubiquitination. The coding region runs from base 51 to 14828 and encodes 4925 amino acids. The record is from RefSeq and is a predicted model, not a curated record. Gene Ontology annotation, molecular function: zinc ion binding; ubiquitin-protein transferase activity.
CCUUCCUUAGUCCCUUGGCUAUCGCUCCUGUCAAUUAUGGUCCAACAUGGAUGACAUUAGAAUGCAGCAAAGCUAGGGACUGUAACUGGACUGAAGAGAGAAAUAGGAUAAGACAAAGACAACAGUACAGGCUGCAAUUUGCAGCCAGGAGAACAGACGGAAAGAUGCCUUCCCCGUCCUUCUCCUUGGAUGCUCAGCUGAGGUUUCACAACAAGUGGCUGAAGAUAGAUUUACAGCGCGCCUUCUCUCCGGAGGGCCUGAGUGAGAUGUGGAAUGAGAUGGUGAAGGAUGAAGAGAUCACCUGUAACGGAGAGGAAUCUGCUCACCCAGAGGACUGCGCCGAUUGCUUUGGUGGUCAAAAGAAGGAUGAGUCUAACGACAAAGAGAAGAAGGAGGAGGAGGAGGCGUCCACGUCCGUCCACCACUCCAUCAUCGAGACGUGGGACUGGGGGCGGCAGCCAGAUGAGAACGAGCUGAAGGAGUGCCUGAUGGUGCUGGUGGAGGACCAGCAGAAGCUGGCGACGCACACGGCCAAGAGCACGCUGUCGGCCCUGCGCCUCCGGCAGCGGCUGGUCAUCCUGGAGCGCUACCUCAUCUCGCUCAGCCACAGCAUGAUGGAGGAGAAGUACAAGUCCCGCUGGAAGAGCCCGGCCAGCCCGCCCGGCCCGCCGCUGCCCGCCGCCGACAACAAGAGCCCACGUCCUGCUGGGAAGGGGGUGGAGGGUCUUGCCAGAGUGGGAUCCAGGGCGGCCCUCUCCUUUGCCUUCGCCUUCUUGCGACGGGCGUGGAGGUCAGGCGAGGACGCGGACCUGUGCAGCGAGCUCCUGCAGGAAUCCCUGGAUGCCCUGCGGGCUCUCCCAGAAGCCUCUCUGUUCGACGAGGGAACCGUGUCCUCCGUAUGGCUGGAGGUGGUGGAGAGAGCCACAAAGUUCCUCACUGAUGUCCACGGGAGUGCCAGCGCUAAAGGCCCAGGAAACAUUCCACUGCAGGACCAGCACCUGGCCCUGGCCAUCCUCCUGGAGCUGGCAGUGCAGAGAGGCACCCUCAGCCAGCUGCUGUCUGCCGUGCUGCUGCUGCUGCGUCUUUGGGACAGUGGCGCGCGGGAGAUGGACAACGAGCGCUCGGCCCAGGGCACCAGCGCCCCCCUGCUUCCCCUGCUCCUGCGCUUCCAAAACAUUCACUCCAGCAAGGACCUGCCCAGCGCUGAGGAGGAAAUGGAGGUCCUCACGGCCCCCCUGAGCCCGAACGAGAGCCUGCUCCGCUACCUGACCCUGCCGCAGGACAACGACCUGGCCAUCGACCUGCGCCAGACCGCCGUGGUCAUCAUGGCGCACCUGGACCGGCUGGCCACGCCCUGCAGCCCUCCGCAGUGCAGCUCGCCCACCUCGCACAAGGAUCAUGGGAAUAUGCAGGGCACUCUGCAGGAGGUGAUUGGCUGGGGCCUGCUCGGCUGGAAGCUCCACGCCAACGUGAACGGGCCGGUCCAGUGCAAGGCCCUGGCCAACCUGGGGGUCACCCAGGUGGUCUGCUCCGAGAAGGGCUUCCUGGUCCUGUCCCGAAGCGGGGCCGUCUACACGCAGAACUACAAGAGCACCACCCUGGCUCCGCUGCUGGUGCAGGCCCUGUCUUCCAGGAAGAUCAUUAAGAUAGCGGCUCACCCUGAUGGACAGCACUACCUCGGGCUGUCGGCCAACGGGGAGGUCUUCUCCUGGGGCUGCGGAGACGGAGGCCGCCUGGGACACGGGGACACCACGUACUUGGAGGAGCCCGCCAUGAUCACGGCCUUCACGGGGAAGCAGACGGGGAAGCACGUGGUGCACGUGGCCUGCGGCAGCACCUACAGCGCCGCCGUCACCGCAGACGGGGAACUGUACACCUGGGGCCGGGGGAACUACGGCCGGCUGGGACACGGCUCCAGCGAGGACCAGACCACGCCCAUGCUGGUGACGGCGCUGAAGGGGCUGAAGGUGGUGGACGUGGCGUGCGGCAGCGGAGACGCGCAGACGCUGGCCGUGACGGAGAACGGUCAGGUGUGGUCGUGGGGGGACGGAGACUACGGGAAGCUGGGCAGGGGAGGCAGCGACGGCUGCAAGACGCCCAAGCUGGUGGAGAAGCUGCAGGACCUGGACAUCGUCAAGGUGUGCUGCGGGAGCCAGUUCUCCGUGGCGCUGACCAAAGACGGGCAGGUGUACACCUGGGGAAAGGGGGACAACCAGCGGCUCGGACACGGCACGGACGAGCACGUCCGCUACCCCAAACUGCUGGACAGUUUGCAAGGAAAGAAGGUGGUGGACAUCGCGGUGGGAUCCACGCACUGCCUGGCCCUGACGGACGAGGGCGAGGUGCACAGCUGGGGCAGCAACGACAAGCUGCAGCACUUCGACACGCUCUUCUCCAACAAGAAGCAGCCCAAGGCCCUGCCGGGGCUCAACACCAAACACAUCGUGGGCAUCGCCUGUGGGCCCGGGCAGAACUUUGCCUGGUCCUCGUGCUCCGAGUGGUCGGUGGGCCAGCGCGUGCCCUUCGUGGUGGACGUGUGCCCCAUGACGUUCGAGCAGCUGGACCUGCUCCUGCGCCAGGUGAGCGAGGGCAUGGAGGGCAGCUCCGACUGGCCCCCCCCGCAGGAGAAGGAGUGCAUGGUGGUGGCCACACUGAACCUGCUGCGGCUACAGCUCCACGCCGCCAUCAGUAACCAGGUGGACCCCGAGGAGCUGGGCCUGGGCCUGGGCAGCGUGCUGCUCAACAGCCUGAAGCAGACGGUGGUGACGCUGGCCAGCAAUGCCGGCGUCCUCAACACCGUGCAGUCGGCCGCUCAGGCCGUCCUGCAGAGCGGCUGGUCUGUGCUGCUGCCCACCGCCGAGGAGAGGGCCAGAGCGCUGUCAUCGCUGCUCCCCAGCGCGGUGUCUGGGAACGAGAUGAGUGUCAGUCCCGGCCGGCGCUUCAUGAUCGACCUGCUGGUCAGCAGCCUGAUGGCAGACGGAGGUCUGGAGUCGGCCCUCAAUGCCGCCAUUACAGCCGAGAUACAGGACAUUGAAGCCAAAAAGGAGGCUCAGAAGGAGAAGGAGAUUGACGAGCAAGAGGCCAACGCAUCCACGCUGCAAAGGAGCAGGACCCCGCUGGACAAAGACCUCAUAAACACAGGGAUCUACGAGUCUGCGGGGAAACAGAGCCUGCCCUUGGUACAGCUGGUACAGCAGCUGCUCAGGAACAUCGCCUCCCAGACCAUUGCGAGGCUGAAGGACGUGGCCAGGAAGAUCUCCAGCUGCCUGGACGCCGAGCACGUUGGCAAGGAGCGCUCGGCCUCCCUGGACCUGCUCCUCCGCUUCCAGCGGCUCCUGGUCAGCAAGCUGUACCUGGGCGUGAACGGGCCGGAGGUCGUCAAUGGAUACAAUCCGGACCUGCUGGGCGUGGGCUCUUUGCUGAAGAAGUACAUCGCCUUGCUGUGCACCCACAUCGGAGACAUCCUCCCCGUCGCCACCAGCAUCGCCUUCGCCGGCCACCGCCACUUCGCCGAGGUGUCGCGCAUCAUCGAGGGUGACCUCACAGGUGUCCUCCUUCCUGAGCUGGUGGUGUCCAUCGUGCUGCUCCUCACCAUCGACGCGGGUCUCAUGCAGGAGACCGGCUCCAUCCCCCUGCUGGCCGGACUGCUGGAGCACCUGGACCGCUUCAACCACCUGGCGCCCGGGCACGAGAGCGACGACAACGAGGACCUGGCCUGGCCGGGCAUCAUGGGCUCCUUCUUCUCCGGCCAGAGCUCCCGGAACAACGAGGAGGUGUCCCUCAUCCGCAAGGCCGACCUGGAGAACCACAACAAGGACGGCGGCUUCUGGACCGUCAUCGAAGGGAAGGUGUACGACAUCAAGGACUUCCAGGCGCAGUCGCUCACGGGGAACAGCAUUCUGGCCCAGUUUGCAGGAGAAGACCCGGUGGUUGCUCUUGAAGCGGCCUUGCAGUUCGAGGACACCAGGGAGUCCAUGCAGGCUUUCUGUGUGGGGCAGUACAUGGAGCCCAACCAGGAGACUGUGACCACGCCGGACCUGAGCAGCUUGUCCUCGCCCCUGAUCGACACGGAGAGGAACCUGGGCCUGCUGCUGGGGCUCCACGCCUCCUACCUGGCCAUGAGCACGCCGCUGUCCCCCAUGGAGAUAGAGUGCGCCAAGUGGCUCCAGUCAUCCAUCUUCUCUGGGGGCCUGCAGACCAGCCAGAUCCACUACAACUACAACGAGGAGAAGGACGAGGACCACUGCAGCCUGCCAGGCUCCACCGCGCCCGACAAGGCCAAGCUCAACUCCCGCAGACUCACCCUCAGCGACCACUCGCAGCCUUUCCUCCAAGCUAUCGCUGACAACAACAUCCAGGACCACACUGUGAAGGACUUCCUGUGCCAAAUCGAGCGCUGCUGCAAGCAGUACCACCUGAUCACGCCCAUCGUGUUCCCUCCGGAGCACCCUGUGGAGGAAGUGGGUCGGCUGCUGCUCUGCUGCCUGCUCAAGCACCAGGACCUCGGUCACGUCGCUCUCUCACUUAUCAAGCAAUGUGCCUUGGGCGUGGACCAAGGGAAACUGAGAUCCCUCCCCAAAUCUGUGAUUGACGUGUGUCGGAUGGUGUACCAGGCAAAGUGCUCUUUGAUUAAGACUCACCAGGAGCAGGGCCGGUCCUACAAAGAGGUGUGCGCCCCGGUGAUCGAGCGCCUGCGCUUCCUGUUCAACGAGCUGCGGCCGGCGGUCAGCAACGACCUGUCCAUCGUGUCCAAGCUGAAGCUGCUCAGCUCGCAGCCGCGCUGGAAGAGGAUCACGCAGAAGCUGAUCCGCGACAGCAGGAGGAAGAGAGUGCCUAAGAAGUCCGAGUCGGCUGACGUGGAGGAGUCGAAGCUGGAGAACGACGAGACGGACGGAGAGGACCCCUGCGCCGUUCCCAUCAGCCCCGCGCCUGCCGACAAGAAGCCCGCGCCCGCAAAGUCGCCCAAGCAGGACAAGUGGCAGCCCCUGUUGUCCACGGUGACCAGCGUGCACAAGUACAAAUGGCUGAAGCACAGCGUCCAAGGCACCUUCCCCCAGUCCAGCCUCAUGGCCACCAUCGUCGAGUUCGCCCUGAAGGAGGAACCUCUGGACGUGGAGAAGAUGAGGAAGUGCCUCCUGAAACAGCUGGAGAGGGCCGAGGUGAGGCUGGAGGGCAUCGACACCAUGCUGAAGCUGGCCUCCAAGAGCUUCCUGCUGCCGUCGGUGCAGUACGCCAUGCUGUGCGGCUGGCAGCGCCUCAUUCCGGAAGGGACCAAUAUCGGGGAGCCCCUGUCGGACUGCCUGAAGGACGUGGAUCUCAUUCCCCCUUUCAAUCGCAUGCUGCUGGAGGUGACCAUCGGCAAGCUGUACGCCUGGGCCAUCCAGAACGUCCGCACCAUCCUGCUGGAUGCCAGCGCCAAGUUUAAAGAGCUGGGUCAGUACCACCGUGUGGCACCCUCAUACGGACUUCUAUACCACCAUCCUAAUACACAGAUACUGUACCAACGACCCUUAUACACAGGUGUGCAGCCGGUUCCCCUGCAGACCAUCACCAAUGAGAACCCUGCGGGGCCCAGUCUGGGCACCAUGCCCCAGGCGCGCUUCCUGCUGGUCAUGCUCAACAUGCUGUCCCUGAAGCACGGAGCCAACGGCCUGAGCCUGCUGCUCAACUCCGGCAUGCUGGCGCUCACCCAGAGCAUCCUCAGGCUCAUCGGUCCCAGUACGGACAGCGCGGAGGAGGACCUGGGCUCCUGCGUCCACGGGGGCUCCGCCACCGUGCUGGAGGAGUCCCGCAAGGAGGCGGCGCCCACCCCCAUGCCCGCGUCGGGCCCCGAGCUGGCCGCCAUGAUGAAGAUCGGCACCCGCGUGAUGAGGGGCCUGGACUGGAAGUGGGGCGACCAGGACGGCCCCCCGCCGGGCCUGGGGCGGGUCAUAGGGGAGCUGGGGGAGGACGGCUGGAUCCGGGUGCAGUGGGACACCAGCAGCACCAACUCCUACAGGAUGGGCAAGGAGGGCAAGUACGACCUCAAACUGGCGGAACCUCCGCCCCCCGCGCAGCCUGCCACUGAGGACUCGGACACCGAGGACGACACUGAGGGGGAGCAGGUGGAGAAGAGCUCUCACCCGACGGCGCUGAUGCUCACCAGCACAGUGAACCUGCUGAAGACCCUGGCCCUGUCGGCCGGGAUCCACGCCGAGGUGAUGCAGACGGAGGCCACGCGCACGCUCUGCGGCCUGCUCAGGAUGCUCGUGGAGAGCGGAGCCAACGACAAGACUGGUUGCUCCGCCCACAGGCAGGUGUCCCGCGAGCAGCACCGCAGCUGGUGCACGCUGGGCUUCAUCCGGAGCAUCGCCCUGACGCCGCAGAUGUGCAGCACCCUCAGCACGCCGGCCUGGAUCGGCCUGCUGGUGCGCAUCGUGGAGGGCCACCAGCCCUUCACCGCCGUCACGCUGCAGAGACAGAUCCUGGCUCUGCGCCUGUUGCAAGCGGUGCUCCCAUCCUGGGACAAGAUGGAGAGGUCCCAGGACAUGAAGUUCCUGGUGGAGAAGCUGUUUGGGUUUCUGGGAAGCCUGCUCAGUACCUGCUCCUCAGAUCUCCCUCUCCUCAGAGAGGGCUCCCUGCGCAGAAGGAAGUCCCGCCCCCAGGCGUCGCUCACGGCGACUCACAGCAGCACGCUGGCGGAGGAGAUCGUGGCUGUGCUGCGCACCCUGCACUCCCUGGGCCAAUGGAACGCCCUGAUCAAUGAGUACACCAACUCCCAGCUCAGCUGCAUCGGCGACGUCAUGGCAGGCCGGCACGCCGAGGCGACCCUGCUGGAGGAGUACUUCCCCGACUCGGAGGGCCCAGCGGUGGGCAGUCUGAUGGCGGUGCUGGCAGUGAUUGGGGGCAUUGACGGGCGCCUGCGGCUGGGGGGUCAGGUGGUCCACGAGGAGUUCGGGGAGGGGACGGUCACCCGCAUCACCCCGAAGGGCAGGAUCACCGUGCAGUUCCACGAGAUGAGGACCUGCAGGGUGUGUCUGCUCAGCCAGCUCAAACCGCUGCCGGUGGUGGCCUUCAGCGUUCACAACCUGCCCUUCACCGAGCCCAUGCUGUCCGUGUGGGCCCAGCUGGUGCACCUGGCCGGCAGCAAGCUGGAGAAGCAGCGCAUGAAGAAGUCCCUGAGCCGCGGCCUCACAGCGGACCAGGUGGACCUGCACCUCCUGCGCUGUCAGCAGCUGCGUUUGUACAUCCUGAAGGCGGCGCGGGCGCUGCUGUCCCACCAGGACAAACUGAGGCAGAUCCUCUCCCAGUCUGCCGUCCUGGAGACCGGACCCACCCCCAGCGAGGACACCGUGGCGUCGUCUCCGGACGUCGGGGACCUGUCCCCCGACGGGCCCCUGCCCCCCCUCAUCCUCCUGCAGCAGCUGCUGUCUGCGGCCACGCAGCCCUCCCCCAUCAAGGCCAUAUUCGACAGGCAGGAGCUGGAGGCGGCGGCCCUGGCGGUGUGUCAGUACCUGGCGGUGGAGUCCACGCACCCGUCCUCCCCGCUGUUCGAGGACAGCAGCUCCAGCGAGGCGACCACGCCCGUCACCGUGCAGCACGUGCGGCCGCCCAAGCAGAAGAAGCACAAGGCCUCUCCCGUGCCCCCGCUGCCCAUCGUGGUGCAGCUCAUGGAGAUGGGCUUCCAGAGGAAGAACAUCGAGUUCGCCCUCAAGUCCCUGUCCGGAGCUACAGGAAGUGCCUCUGGGAUACCAGGAGUGGAGGCAUUGGUUGGCUGGCUGCUGGAUCACCCCGACGUCCACGUCACCGAGCUGUCGGACGCUGACACCGUGUCCGACGAAUACUCAGAUGAGGAAGUCCUGGAGGAGAUUGAGGAGCCUGAGACUGCCUUCCCCAUCCCUUCUGGGGCCGUGGUGACGGAGAGCCAGACCUUCAAGAGGAGGUCGGACUUCCAGACCAACGAUGACUACGCCGUGUACGUCCGGGAGAACAUACAGGUGGGGAUGAUGGUGAAGUGCUGCAGGACGUAUGAGGAGGUGUACGAGGGCGACGUGGGGAAGGUGAUCAAGCUGGACCGGGACGGGCUCCACGACCUCAACGUGCAGUGUGACUGGCAGCAGAAGGGAGGGACCUACUGGGUCCGCUACAUCCACACCGAGCUCCUGGGCUUCCCGCCACAGAGCUCUCCAUCGCACAUCAAGAUCGGGGACAAAGUUCGGGUCAAACCCUCGGUCACCACGCCAAAGUACAAGUGGGGGUCAGUCACUCACAGGAGCGUCGGAGUUGUGAAGGCUUUUAGUGCCAACGGGAAAGACGUGAUCGUGGAUUUCCCUCAGCAGUCUCAUUGGACAGGCCUGCUGUCGGAGAUGGAGCUGGUGCCCAGCAUCCACCCAGGAGUGAGGUGUGACGGUUGCCAGAUGUUCCCAAUCAACGGCCCCAGGUUCAAAUGCAGGAACUGUGAAGACUUUGACUUCUGUGAAAACUGCUUCAAGACCCGCAAGCACAACACCAGGCACUCGUUCGGCAGAAUCAACGAGCCGGGCCAGUCUCCGGCGUUCUGCGGCCGAUCGGGGAAGCAGCUGAAGCGGCACCACAGCAGCCAGCGCGGGAUGCUGAUCGACGAGUGGUCCCGCGCCGUCAAGAACCUCAGCGUGUCGUCCUCCGUCAACCAGGCCUCGCGCCUCAUCGACUGCGGGGAGCAGUGCUGGCAGUCCUCCGGCUCGCAGGGCAAGCACUGGAUCCGUUUGGAGCUCUUCCCAGACGUCCUGGUCCACCGGCUGAAGAUGAUGGUGGAUCCGGCGGACAGCAGCUACAUGCCCUCUCUGGUGGUGGUGUCGGGAGGAAAUUCUCUGAACAACCUCAUAGAGCUGAAGACGAUCAACAUCAACCCCACGGACACCGCCGUCCCCCUGCUCAGCGACUGCACCGAGUAUCACCGCUACAUCGAGAUCGCCAUCAAGCAGUGCAGGAGCUCCGGGAUCGACUGUAAGAUCCACGGGUUGGGAAUCGUGGGCCGGAUCCGGGCCGAGGACGAGGACCUGGCGACCGUGCCCUUCCUGGCGUCCGACAACGAGGAGGAGGACGACGACAAGACCAGCACCGGGAGGUUUCCAGUGGGAAGGCUUAACGGGGUAAAGUGUGUGUCACUAAAACACUACGACUGCCUGGCUCGGAAGAAAUCAGCUGGCCUGGAGUCCGCAGCGUCCAUCAGAACCAAAGUCUUCGUCUGGGGCCUGAACGACAAAGAUCAGUUGGGAGGCCUCAAGGGAUCCAAGAUCAAGGUGCCUUCCUUCUCCGAGACCCUCUCUGCCCUGAACGUGGUGCAGGUAGCGGGCGGGUCAAAGAGCCUGUUCGCAGUGACGGCGGAGGGCAAGGUGUAUGCCUGCGGCGAGGCCACUAACGGCAGGCUGGGCCUGGGGCUCUCCAGCGGCACCAUCCCCAUCCCGCGCCAGAUCUCCGCCCUCAGCAACUACGUGGUGAAGAAGGUGGCCGUGCACUCGGGAGGGCGCCAUGCCAUGGCCCUGACCGUGGACGGAAAGGUCUUCUCCUGGGGCGAGGGGGACGACGGCAAACUGGGACACUUCAGCAGGAUGAACUGUGACAAGCCGCGCCUCAUCGAGGCCUUGAAGACCAAGCGGAUCCGGGACAUCGCCUGCGGGAGCUCCCACAGUGCGGCCAUCACCUCCAGCGGGGAGCUGUACAGCUGGGGCCUGGGAGAGUACGGCCGGCUGGGGCACGGAGACAACACCACCCAGCUCCGGCCCAAACUGGUGAAAGUGCUCCUGGGUCAUCGCGUCGUCCAGGUGGCUUGUGGGAGUCGGGACGCUCAGACCCUGGCUCUCACGGAUGAAGGCUUGGUGUUCUCCUGGGGGGACGGAGAUUUCGGGAAGUUGGGCCGAGGGGGCAGCGAGGGCUGCAACAUCCCCCAAAACAUCGAGAGGCUGAACGGGCAGGGCGUGUGCCAGAUCGAGUGUGGGGCCCAGUUCUCCCUGGCUCUCACCAAGUCUGGCGUGGUCUGGACCUGGGGUAAAGGGGACUACUUCCGCCUGGGCCACGGCACGGACGUGCACGUGCGGAAGCCGCAGAUGGUGGAGGGCCUCCGGGGGAAGAAGAUCGUCCACGUGGCCGUGGGAGCGCUGCACUGCCUGGCCGUGACCGACACGGGACAGGUCUUCGCCUGGGGAGACAACGACCACGGGCAGCAGGGGAACGGGACCACCACCGUCAACAGGAAGCCCACGCUGGUGCAGGGCCUCGAGGGCCAGAAGAUCACCCGCGUGGCCUGCGGCUCCUCCCACAGCGUCGCCUGGACGACCAUGGACGUGACCACGCCCUCCGUGCACGAGCCCGUCCUCUUCCAGACCGCCAGGGACUCGCUGGGGGCCUCCUACCUCGGGGUCCCCUCAGACAGUGACGCCUCUGCUGUCAGCAAUAAGAUGAUUGGCCAGAGCAACGUCAAACCCAACAGACCGUCAUUGGCCAAAAUCCUGCUGUCGCUGGACGGAAACCUGGCCAAGCAGCAGGCCCUCUCCCAUGUCCUGUCAGCCCUGCAGAUUAUAUAUGCCAGGGACGCAGUGGUGGGAGCCCUGAUGCCCGCCUGCAUGAUCAUGCCCGUGGAGUGCCCCUCCAGCUCCCCCAUCCCGCCCUCGGACGAGUCCAGCGCCUCCAGCCCCUCGGAGGCCGAGGAGCCCCCCGUGCCCCCCGAAACAGAGGAGAGGCUCAGCCCCAACCCCUGGCAGGACAAGAGGGGCGAGGCGGCACCCACGGAAGAUGCCAUCACCCCGUCGUCGGCGGUAACGCCCUCUGCAGCCGCUGCUUCUUCGCGUCCCUUCGUCCCCAUGACGGACGACCCCGGUGCGGCCAGCAUCAUCGCCGAGACCAUGACCAAGACCAAAGAGGACUCGGAGAGCCAGAGCAAGGCGGCCGGGCCGGAGCCGCAGUACCUGGACGAGUUCACCAGCCUGCUGGUUCCGGACGACACGCGCGUGAUGGUGGACCUGCUCAAGCUGGCCGUGUCCGUGCGCUCGGGGGAGAAGGGCAAGGAGGUGCUGUCGGCCGUGCUGUCGGGCAUGGGGACCGCCUACCCGCAGGUGGCGGACAUGCUGCUGGAGCUGUGCGUGACGGAGCUGGAGGACGUGGCCACGGACUCUCAGAGCGGCCGCCUGUCCUCCCAGCCCGUGGUGGUGGAGAGCAGUCACCCCUACACCGACGACACCUCCACCAGCGGCACCGUCAAGAUCCCAGGGGCUGAGGGACUGAGGGUGGAGUUCGACCGGCAGUGUUCCACAGAGAGGCGGCACGACCCGCUCACCAUCAUGGACGGGGCCAAUAGGAUCGUGUCUGUCCGAUCAGGUCGCGAGUGGUCCGAUUGGUCGAGCGAGCUUCGUAUCCCGGGUGACGAGCUCAAGUGGAAGUUCACCAGCGACGGAUCCGUCAAUGGCUGGGGCUGGCGCUACACUGUGUAUCCCAUCAUGCCUGCUGCUGGGCCCAAGGACCUGCUGUCGGACCGCUGCAUCCUCUCCUGCCCGUCCAUGGACCUGGUCACCUGCCUGCUGGACUUCCGGCUCAGCUUCGCCUCAAACAGGGGCAUCGUGCCGCGGCUGGCCGCCUCGCUGGCUGCGUGCGCGCAGCUGAGCGCGCUGGCGGCCGGUCACCGCAUGUGGGCGCUGCAGAGGCUACGCAAGCUGCUGACCACAGAGUUCGGCCAGUCCAUCAACAUCAACAGGCUGCUGGGCGACGGCGACGGAGAGGCCCGCUCGCUGACUUUCUCAGGCAGUGCACUGUCCGCCCUGGUGAAGGGCCUUCCUGAAGCCCUGCAGAGGCAGUAUGAGUACGAGGACCCCAUCGUCAGAGGGGGGAAGCAGCUGCUGCACAGCCCCUUCUUCAAGGUGCUGGUAGCGCUGGCGUGUGAUCUGGAGCUGGACACCCUGCCCUGCUGCGCCGAGACUCACAAGUGGGCGUGGUUCCGCAGGUACUGCACCGCCUCCAGGGUGGCGGUGGCCCUGGACAAGAGGACCCCUCUGCCACGCCCGUUUCUUGAUGAGGUGGCCAAGAAGAUCCGCGAGCUGAUGGCCGACCAGGAGAACAUGAACGCUCUCCACGAGAGCCACGACAUAUUCAAGAGGGAGCAGGACGAGCAGCUGGUGCAGUGGAUGAACAGGCGUCCGGACGACUGGACCCUGUCCGCCGGAGGAAGCGGGACCAUCUACGGCUGGGGGCACAACCACAGGGGUCAGCUGGGGGGCAUCGAGGGGGCGAAGGUCAAGGUGCCCACCCCCACGGAGGCCCUGGCCACCCUGCGGCCCGUGCAGCUGAUCGGAGGGGAGCAGACCCUGUUCGCCGUGACCGCCGACGGCAAGCUGUACGCUACAGGCUACGGGGCUGGGGGGCGGCUGGGCAUCGGGGGCACGGAGUCUGUGUCCACCCCCACCCUGCUGGAGAGCAUCCAGCACGUCUUCAUCCGGAAGGUGGCCGUUAACUCCGGGGGCAAACACUGCCUGGCGCUGUCCUCCGAGGGGGAGGUGUACUCCUGGGGAGAGGCCGAGGACGGGAAACUGGGCCACGGCAACCGCAGCCCGUGUGACCGGCCGCGUGUCAUCGAGUCGCUGCGGGGCGUGGAGGUGGUGGACAUCGCGGCUGGAGGGGCUCACAGCGCCUGCAUCGCGGCCAGCGGCGAGCUGUACACCUGGGGGAAGGGCCGAUACGGCCGGCUGGGACACGGAGACAGUGAGGACCAGCUCAAACCAAAACUGGUGGACGCCCUGCAGGGUCACAGGGUGAUCGAUGUGGCGUGCGGCAGCGGGGACGCGCAGACGCUGUGCCUGACGGACGAUGACAUGGUGUGGUCCUGGGGGGACGGAGACUACGGCAAGCUUGGGAGGGGGGGCAGCGACGGCUGCAAGGUCCCCAUGAAGAUCGACUCGCUCACGGGCCUGGGGGUGGUCAAGGUGGAGUGCGGCUCCCAGUUCUCCGUGGCGCUCACCAAGUCCGGAUCCGUCUACACGUGGGGGAAGGGUGACUACCACAGGUUGGGCCACGGCUCGGACGACCACGUGCGCCGGCCCCGGCAGGUCCAGGGCCUCCAGGGGAAGAAAGUGAUCGCCAUCGCCACAGGGUCCCUGCACUGCGUCUGCUGCACCGAGGACGGGGAGGUGUACACGUGGGGGGACAACGACGAGGGCCAGCUGGGGGACGGCACCACCAACGCCAUCCAGAGGCCGCGGCUGGUCGCCGCGCUGCAGGGGAAGAAGAUCAACCGGGUGGCCUGCGGCUCCGCCCACACGCUCUCUUGGUCCACCAGCAAACCCGCCAACGCUGGCAGGCUCCCCGCGCAGGUUCCCAUGGAGUAUAACCACCUGCAGGAGAUCCCCAUCAUCGCGCUGAGGAACAGGCUGCUGCUGCUGCACCACAUCUCUGAGCUCUUCUGCCCCUGCAUCCCCAUGUUCCACCUGGAGGGCCGGCUGGGACACACGGGACAGGGCCCCUCUGUGGGCUUCGACACGCUCAGAGGCAUCCUCAUCUCCCAGGGAAAAGAAGCGGCGUUCCGCAAGGUGGUGCAGGCCACCAUGGUGAGGGACCGACAGCACGGGCCUGUGGUGGAGCUCAACCGGAUACAGGUGAAGCGCUCCCGCAGUAAAGGGGGUCUUGCCGGCCCGGAUGGGACCAAGUCCGUUUUCGGUCAGAUGUGCGCUAAGAUGAGCUCCUUCAGCCCGGACAGCCUGCUCCUCCCGCACCGCGUGUGGAAGGUCAAGUUUGUGGGCGAGUCGGUGGAUGACUGCGGAGGGGGCUACAGCGAGUCCAUCGCCGAGAUGUGCGAGGAGCUGCAGAACGGCCUCACGCCGCUGCUCAUCGUCACUCCCAACGGCCGCGACGAGUCCGGCGCCAACCGAGACUGCUUCCUGCUCAACCCCGCCGCCAAGUCGCCCCUGCACAUGAACAUGUUCCGCUUCCUAGGUGUGCUCCUGGGCAUCGCCAUCCGCACCGGGAGCCCCCUGAGCCUCAACCUGGCCGAGCCCGUGUGGAAGCAGCUGGCGGGAAUGAACCUGACCAUCGCUGACCUCAGUGAGGUCGAUAAAGACUUCAUCCCCGGGCUGAUGUACAUCCGGGAUAAUGAGGCCACGUCGGAGGAGUUUGAGGCGAUGACCCUGCCAUUCACCGUGCCAAACGCCAGCGGCCAGGACAUCCAGCUCAGCUCCAAGUACUCCCACAUCACGCUGGACAACCGGGCCGAAUAUGUGCGCCUAGCAAUAAACUACAGGCUCCAUGAGUUUGACGAGCAGGUGUCGGCUGUGCGUGAGGGCAUGGCCCGGGUGGUCCCUGUUCCCCUGCUCUCCCUAUUCACUGGAUACGAGCUGGAAACCAUGGUGUGCGGAAGCCCGGACAUCCCGCUGCACCUGCUCAAGUCCGUGGCCACCUACAAGGGCGUGGAGCCCACGGCGCCGCUCAUCCAGUGGUUCUGGGAGGUGAUGGAGUCCUUCUCCAACACGGAGCGCUCCCUUUUCCUCCGCUUCGUCUGGGGCCGCACCCGCCUGCCCAGGACCAUCGCCGACUUCCGCGGCCGCGACUUCGUCGUGCAGGUUCUGGACAAGUACAGUCCCCCAGAUCACUUCCUGCCGGAGUCGUACACCUGCUUCUUCCUGCUGAAGCUGCCCAGGUACUCCUGCAAGCAGGUGCUGGAGGAGAAGCUGAAGUAUGCCAUCCACUUCUGCAAGUCCAUCGACACCGACGACUACGCCCGCAUCGCUCUGACGGGCGAGCCGGCGGCCGACGACAGCAGCGAGGACUCCGACAACGAGGACGCCGACUCCUUCGCCUCCGACUCCACCCAGGACUACCUGACGGGCCACUGAAGGGCUCCCUCCGACCUUUGACCCCUGACCCCCUCGAGGCAAACUCGAGUCGCUAAGGUCACAACCACAACAAGCUGGCGUGCAGUAGCGCAAACCGCGACGCCAGUUUUAAUCCCACGUAUCACUAAUACUACUACUAAAACUACUUAAUGUUAAGAAUAAAAAAAGCUAGGUAUUGAGUCCUGUAAAAAAAAAAAAUAAGAUGAUUAAAAUCAUAAUGUGCAAUUAGCUCUUGAAGGCAGUGUAAUAUGGAGAGAAGUAGGUGCUCCUUGUUAUAAUAAUUUUUUUUUUUCAGGAAAAAAAAGAGUUAAAGAAAAGCUGCACAGAUCAACUUUGUGUUUUACUUGUGUCAUGUGUAUAGAUUAUCAAAAAAAACAGCAGGACAUCAGAAAAGGCAUUUCGCCUAGCACUGUGGUAGACUUCUCCUGUUUUUUCUUCUUUUUUUGUUUAGUUUUUUUUUUUUUUUGGUGACUUUUCCUUAUCUUAGUUUGUUGUAUAUUGGAGAUAAUAUGCUACAGAUGACUAGUAUUAUAUUUUUGUUGGUAAUAGCAGUGUUUCUUUAUAAGAACAUUUUUUUGACUAUGGAAGUGUCGGUGUUUGUCACUCGACUCUGGUCAAACGCGACCCGCCGAAAUGUCAUUUUACGGAUGUCUGUCACUGUAUCCAUAUCUCUACUUAAUCUUUUCACCCAGUGUGUAUGCGCUGUCCUCCUUUGGAAAUGUAUAUAAUAUGAUUGUGCCAUGUAUUCAUGAACUGUGUCAUCUUCUGAGAAUAUAUUUCAACCAAAAUGACCCUUCAAAGUCCCUUCAAAGAUUUGUUCAUUAAAUCAUUUAUCUGGUGGAUUCA